GUCACAGCAGCUACACUGUAACAUGUGGGAGGAACUACUUCCGGUUCUACAGUGGACUCUUGCAUGAGUUUGUACUGUUUUAAAGCGUGAAGAGACCGUGGGACAGAGGGAACAGAAUAUGCCUUUCCUCCACGGGUUCAGGAGGAUCGUGUACGAGUACCAGCCACUGGUGGAUGCUGUGAUGAGUGUCCUGGGAACAGAAGGAGGAGAAAACCAGCACAGACAAGAGGAUGAAGAAAGCAUCUCAAGGGCCCUUGUGGAGCUUCUGGAUAGAGAGUCUCAGUCUCCCGUCUUCAUGCAGGGAAUCAGCUACUCCCUGUUUCGAGUGGCUGAACUGGGGUUGGUCGGCGCAGCAAAGGUGCUCUUGCGUUACGGAGCUGAUCUCAACUUUGAAGACCCUGUAUCGUACUACAACCCCUUACACAUUGCAGUGUUGAGGAACAAGCCAGACAUGGUGCAGAUGUUGAUAUCUCACGGAGCUGAAAUCAACAAGAGGGACAGGAUUCAUGAAAGCAGCCCUCUUGACCUGGCCAGCGAGGAGGCGGAUAAGCUGCCGUGUUUGCGUGUGCUCCUGGACUUGGGUGCUGAUGUGAAUGCGAAAGACAAGAAUGGAAAAACUGCACUGCUUCAUGCUCUGGCCAGCAGUGAUGGACUCACAGUCAAUAAUGUGGACAAUAUAGAGCUGCUUCUACAAAGAGGUGCAGAUGUGAACGCCACCACACAUGACGGCGAGACCCCCAUGUCCUCUCUGAUCUUCCUGGUGAAGGAGGCUCUGGACAGCAGCGUUGAGGAUGCGAAGGAGAUCGGGCGUUUCUGUACCCGCGUGGCACGUGUUCUGAUCAGCCACGGUGCCGAUCCCAGCUGCUGCUUGAACGCUGCUGACGGGGAAGAGUGGGAACAUUCACUAACAUACACCAUUCUGGAGAACUUCGACUUGCUAUUUCCCCUGACCGCCCUUCUACUCCAGCACGGCGCUUCCUUCGUCUGCUCUCACCACAGCGCCUCCUUCUGGACGGGUCAACAACUGAUAUUCACGCGUCUCGCUGAAGCUCUCCGUGAGCCUUUAGAUGCCGCCGAGCUGGCUGAUGUUUUAGCCAAAGCUGAAGUGCUGUUGGAUCUGGCCAGGAUCUGCUCUCCUGUCAUUCCUCCUCUCUUCCCGCGCUCACAACUGCCCGUUCUGGACCAGGUUUCUACCCAUAAGCCCCUGCUGGAGCUCUACAGCAAACUAGAGGACCAAGAGAGCCGGCCGCUGCCAUUGAGAUGCCUUUGCCGGAGACUGAUCCGCCGCUGUCUGCAGCCGUGGCCCUUUGAGGAGAAGGUGAAAGCCUUGCCACUGCCGGACAGACUGAAGGACCUGCUGCUCCCAGAGAACUACUGGACCAACAGACCCGGCUGGGACAGAUUCAAACCUCGACGUUCUCCGCGCUGAUCCACACGGACUGUGUGUGUGGUUGUAUAUAUCGAGCCCUUAAUGACCUCUGCAUUCAGUCAAAUCCAGAUAAAAGUGAUGCGGUGCUUGUUUCUUUUGAAUCAGCAUGCAGAAAGAUCAUUUGUCUGUUCAUCUGAGAGUGGGAAACUAGCAAAAAUAUGUAUAUGUCUUGUAGUUGUCAGUGUUCUCAGUGCCAAAAUGCCAGUAACCACACUGUAUUACAUAUCACCAGGUAAUUUUCUGUUGGUUUUGUAGUUUCUUUUAGUAUGAAAAGGAAUAAUUGUUUACAGUUACUGAUGAAUCUUUAAUAUUGUGCACUCAUGUGUGUAUAUUUUUAAGCUGAUUUGCUGAUUGGAUAUCAUUUAUAUGAUAUACUUAAAAUGCCUUAACAAGAUCAACUUUGUUGCUGGAACAUUGGAAAAAAAUGCUCUCUCGUGUGUGUGUGUGUGUGUGUGUGUGUGUGUAGUUUUUCACCUGUUGUACGUCUUUAAAAUAUGAGGCUGUAAGUUGUCAUAAUGCUUCUGGAGAAUCAAAGCUCACUUUAAAGGAAUUAAAUGCCUUUGUUAAAAAUCAA
Molecule: messenger RNA, 2003 nt
Organism: Pimephales promelas (fathead minnow)
Lineage: Eukaryota; Metazoa; Chordata; Actinopteri; Cypriniformes; Leuciscidae
Gene: asb6
Product: ankyrin repeat and SOCS box containing 6
Biological process (GO): intracellular signal transduction; positive regulation of transcription by RNA polymerase II
Cellular component (GO): nucleus
Molecular function (GO): transcription cis-regulatory region binding; protein binding
Source: RefSeq, a predicted model, not a curated record